GAGCCGACGCUCCGCCGCUGGCUGUCAGUGCGGGACUUCACCAUGGACGGAGGACGCAGCUGAGGAGACCGUGUCCAUGCUGUCCCCCCCUUUUUUCAGGAAGAACUUCUGAAAACCUGGACUUUCCCCCCCCCCUCUCUUCCGCCUCCUCCUCUCUGAUUUUAGACGAAAGCUUUUUUUUUUUUUUUUUUUUUUUAAUAAGGACUGCGAACUUCACCGAGUUUCGCACAAAUACUGGACUGUGGGAAUACGACAGAGGACUUGAGUGGAGCUGCUGGGAAAUUAGAGGAUGGGGAGCCGGGGCCACUACCGGUACCACUGGCAGAGCCACAAUGUCAAACACAGCGGCGUGGAUGACAUGGUCCUGCUCAGCAAGAUCAGCGAGGACGGCAUCGUGGACAACCUCAAGAAGAGAUACAUGGAUGACUACAUCUUUACGUACAUCGGCCCUGUGCUCAUUUCCGUCAACCCCUUCAAGCAGAUGCCGUAUUUUGGAGAGAGGGAAAUCGAGAUGUAUCAGGGAGCCGCUCAGUAUGAGAACCCUCCUCACAUCUACGCUCUGGCAGACAACAUGUACAGAAACAUGAUGAUCGACCGUGAAAACCAGUGCGUCAUCAUCAGUGGAGAGAGCGGAGCAGGGAAGACUGUGGCAGCCAAAUACAUCAUGGGCUACAUCUCCAAAGUGUCAGGAGGAGGACCCAGAGUCCAGCACGUCAAAGACAUCAUCCUGCAGUCCAACCCGCUGCUGGAGGCCUUCGGAAACGCCAAGACUGUGAGAAACAACAACUCCAGCAGAUUUGGGAAAUACUUUGAGAUUCAGUUCAGUUCCGGCGGCGAACCAGAUGGCGGAAAAAUUUCCAACUUCCUGCUGGAGAAGUCACGUGUCGUCAUGAGGAAUCCUGGAGAAAGGAGUUUCCAUAUUUUCUAUCAGCUCAUUGAAGGAGCGAGUGGAGAACAAAAGAAAAGCCUGGGAAUCACAAGCCUGGAUUACUACUCCUACCUCAAUCAGUCCGGUUCCUACAAAGUGGAAGACAUCAACGAUAGGAAUGAAUUUCAGGAAACGAUGCAAGCCAUGGACGUGAUUGGCAUCUCUGCAGAGGACCAGUCCAUGGUGCUUCAGAUUGUGGCCGGAGUCCUUCAUGUGGGGAACAUCACCUUCAGAGAAUCAGGCAACUACGCUGCUGUGGAAAGCGAGGAGUUUCUAGCAUUUCCUGCAUUUCUGCUCGGCAUCAACCAGGACCGGCUGAAGGAGAAGCUGACGAGCAGAAAGAUGGACAGCAAGUGGGGCAACACGAAGGAGUCCAUCGACGUGACGCUGAACGUGGAGCAGGCCUGUUACACCCGGGACGCUCUCUCCAAAGCCCUGCAUUCGCGCGUCUUUGACUACCUGGUUGAGUCCAUCAACAGAGCCAUGGUGAAGGAUCAUCAGGAGUUAAAUGUAGGAGUGCUGGACAUUUAUGGCUUUGAAAUCUUCCAGAAAAAUGGAUUUGAACAGUUCUGCAUCAACUUUGUGAAUGAGAAGCUGCAGCAGAUUUUUAUUGAGCUGACUCUGAAGGCGGAGCAGGAGGAAUAUGUGCAGGAGGGCAUCAAAUGGACCCCCAUAAAUUACUUCAACAACAAGAUUGUCUGCGAUCUCAUUGAGAGCAAAAGUCCGCCGGGCAUCAUGUGCAUCCUGGACGAUGUGUGCGCCACCAUGCACGCCGUGGGCGAGGGAGCCGACCAGACCAUGCUGCAGAAGCUCCGGAUGCAGAUCAACACGCAUGAGCACUUCAACAGCUGGAACCAAGGCUUCAUCAUCCAUCACUACGCCGGCAAGGUGUCCUACGACGCAGACGGGUUCUGCGAGAGGAACAGAGAUGUCCUGUUCACUGACCUCAUUGAGCUGAUGCAGAGCAGCGACAUUUCCUUCAUCAGGGCGCUGUUCCCUGAAAACCUCAAUGCUGAGAAAAAAGGCCGGCCGACUACAGCAGGCAGCAAAAUAAAGAAACAAGCCAACGACCUGGUCGGCACACUGAUGAAAUGCACGCCACACUACAUUCGCUGCAUCAAACCCAAUGAGACCAAGAAGCCGAAAGACUGGGAAGAAUCACGGGUGAAGCAUCAGGUGGAGUAUCUGGGUCUGAAGGAAAACAUCAGGGUGAGGCGCGCUGGCUACGCCUACCGCAGAGUCUUCCGGAAGUUCCUCAACAGGUACGCCAUCCUGACCAAAGAGUCGUGGCCGACGUGGCGAGGAGACGAGAAACAAGGCGUCCUUCACCUCCUGCGCUCCGUCAACAUGGAUCAGGAUCAGUUCCAGCUCGGACAAACCAAGAUCUUCAUCAAAGCCCCGGAGUCUCUCUUCCUCCUGGAAGAGACAAGAGACCGCAAGUUUGACGGCUACGCCCGCACCAUCCAGAAGGCGUGGAGGAAAUACAUGGCCCGCAAGAAAUACGUCCAGAUGAGGGAGGAAGCUUCUGAUUUGCUGUUGAACCGGAAAGACAGGCGGCGGCAUAGCCUGAACAGAAACUUCAUCGGAGACUACCUGGGGAUGGACGACAGGCCGGAGCUGCGGCAGUUUCUGGCCAAAAGAGAAAAGAUCGACUUCGCUGACAAAGUCACAAAAUACGACCGGCGGUUCAAGGGAAUUAAGAGAGACUUGAUCUUGACCCCAAAAAGUGUGUAUCUGAUUGGAAGAGAGAAGGUGAAGCAGGGACCGGAGAAAGGUCAGGUGACUGAGGUGUUGAAGAGGAAGAUCGACGUGGAGAAAAUCCUGGCGUUGUCUCUCAGCACCCUGCAGGAUGACUUCAUCAUCCUGCAUGAGCAAGAGUACGACAGCCUGCUGGAGUGCGUUUUUAAGACGGAGUUCAUCAGCUUGCUGUCCCGGCGGUUCGAGGAGAAAACUCAGAGGAAGCUGCCGCUCAAGUUCAACAACACACUGGAGAUGAAGCUAAAGAAGGAGAACUGGGGCUUCAUGAGCGGCGGCGGCGGCUCCAGGCAGGUGCUGUUUGUUCAGGGUCAGGGAGAUGUGGCCAUCUUGAAGCCUUCGAGCAAAUCCCUGCAGGUCAGCAUCGGACCGGGCCUUCCCAAGAACACACGUCCGACCAGGAAGGGCUUCAGUCAGAGUCGCUCCAACACGUCCAGAAACCACCACGUGCCUUCAAGAGCAGCACCGGGACCCCCAGCCGGCCAUCAGAACGGCGGCCUGAAGAACACCAACCACAUCGCCAAUCAGAGGAACUCGCAGCAUCACAGCCAGAGGCAUCCCCCCUCCAUCGACUCCACCCGCCCAUUUCUGCCCAGCAACAUCAACCAGCCCAGGCAGCGCGACGGCGGCAGCCGGCAGCAGCCGGACCUGGACUGCCUGAGGGUCCCGGACCAGGGCGCCGCAGGCUCUGGAGGCGGACGGCCAACUUCAAACGGAGGAAUGGCCCACCGACCUUCAGCCCACAGACCUCCACCGGGUGGAGGACGGCCGAAGCCGGCGCCCAAACCCAAACCCCAGGUGCCCCAGUGCAAGGCCCUGUACGCGUACGACGCUCAGGACACGGACGAGCUCAGCUUCAACACCGACGACGUCAUCGAUAUCAUCAAAGAGGACGCUUCCGGAUGGUGGACGGGACGACUUCGCGGGAAGCAGGGACUUUUCCCCAACAACUAUGUGACAAAGAUCUAGGAGCUGCUAAUUGUGAGGGCGACGCGACGCGCCUGCCACGCCCCGGCCUCCGAGGGCGCUGCAGAGCCUGCAGUCGGGGAGAGGAAACACUGUGAGACUCUUCU
Messenger RNA from Poeciliopsis prolifica (blackstripe livebearer), 3756 nucleotides. It is a transcript of the gene myo1ea, whose product is annotated as myosin IEa. The record is from RefSeq and is a predicted model, not a curated record. The transcript is spliced from 29 exons. Gene Ontology annotation, biological process: vesicle transport along actin filament; actin filament organization. Gene Ontology annotation, molecular function: ATP binding; actin filament binding; microfilament motor activity. Lineage: Eukaryota; Metazoa; Chordata; Actinopteri; Cyprinodontiformes; Poeciliidae. Gene Ontology annotation, cellular component: microvillus; plasma membrane; myosin complex. Bases 290 to 3652 code for a protein of 1120 amino acids.